Suhomyces tanzawaensis NRRL Y-17324 is the source of this 1980-nucleotide messenger RNA. RefSeq lists its product as uncharacterized. The record is from RefSeq and is a predicted model, not a curated record. The transcript has a single exon. Lineage: Eukaryota; Fungi; Ascomycota; Pichiomycetes; Serinales; Debaryomycetaceae. Gene Ontology annotation, biological process: tRNA processing. Gene Ontology annotation, molecular function: tRNA (uracil(54)-C5)-methyltransferase activity, S-adenosyl methionine-dependent. The coding region runs from base 14 to 1756 and encodes 580 amino acids.
GCUCUCUCCGACCAUGAAGGCUGCCACAAGGAACCUUGUCCGCACGGCUGUGAGGCGGCUUGGGUCCAGUCUGUCAAAUCUCAUCUAUGUGACUAGAAGAAAAUCGCUUACCGAUAACUUGUCAGUGAUCUCAUCGCAGGAACAGCCAAGGGCCAGAUCCAACCAGAAAGUGCUAAGAGACUUAAAAAAAGUGAAGAAGAAGACAAAACGAGACACUAGCGACAAUACCAGCAAAGAAAACUUGAAUUUCCUCGAAGUUCAGGAAGCCAUAGAGGUGUUCAACGCCAAAAAUUCCCUCAAUAUUGACAUCAACCAAGUUUCAAAUCCAUCGGAAAUCAUAGACACAUUCUUGUUCUCCAAGAAAAGGCCAGAAAUCAUCAUCCCAAACUUGGAAAUCGUGUAUCAAACCUUUGAAGGAAAUGGAAUAGGUAUCAUCCCCAAAUCUAUGUACAUUACCCCAUUCACCGAAUCAGAAGAGCAUAUAUUCAACAAAUUCACAGUGGUCCAGGUCCCCAAGACCGUGGUUGGAGACAAAGUGAAUGUCAAGCUUGCAUUACACACAAGAUACUAUGCCGAAGGGGUCCUUCAAGAGGUGAUUUUCUCCAAGAAAAGCGUACGGAACAACGACUUAAUUGUUUGCAACAAGUUUGACGAAUGCAAUGGGUGCCAGCUCCAAAUGAUGACCUACGAUGACCAGUUGAAAUUCAAGGAGUCGGUAAUCAAGAAGGCCUACAAGUUCUUCUAUCCAGAAUUGUUGAAUCAGAGUAUUGGUUCUGUCUACGGUUCUCCCAUGGAAUACUCGUACAGAAACAAGAUCACCCCUCAUUUCAAGUAUCCAAGAGUCAGAAGAAACCACGACGAUGUCAUUGACUUGGAUGAACCCACUAUCACAGACAUCAAGAUUGGAAUGCAACACAUCAACCCCACUAAAGGCAUGGUGGAUAUCGACCAUUGCGAAAUUGCAACUCCAAUUAUCAAUGAACAGUUGCUGAAGAAGAGACUGGAAAUCCAAAACAGCCUUGAAAAUAUCCCAGCUCAUAAACAGGGCAGACAGCAAACACUCUUCUUGAGGGAGAGUCUCGUAAUUGACAAUAAUACUGGCAACCACUCUAGGACGUGUAUCUCUGAGUCGAAGAACAAGGUCAUCACAGAGAAGGUUGAGGAUUUUGUUUUCCAAUUCGAGCCAUCUGGAUUCUUUCAGAACAAUAAUCAUAUUCUCCCACUCGUGCUAGACUACAUGAGGUACCAUAUUGGAGACUACAGUUACAAGUAUCUAAUCGAUACCUACUGUGGAUCUGGUUUUUUUGGAAUUUCAUUGUCCAAAGAUAUAGCCAAGGAGGGCAAAAUAUUCGGCAUAGAAUUGGCAGAACUUUCUAUCAAGUAUGCUACCCAUAACGCAAAAUUGAAUGGCUUGAAAGUACCAGAGCAAAUUCAAUUUAUUGAGGGCAACUCAGAGUCUCUCUUCAAAAACGAUGAAUUCUUGAGAUCAGGAAUUACGGGUGAUGAAAGUAUUGUGAUCAUGGAUCCAUCUCGGAAAGGAUCGAAUAUUUCAUUCAUGAAACAAUUAUUGGAAUUUAAACCAAAAUUGAUCAUUUACGUCAGUUGCAAUGCUUUCACCCAGGCAAGAGACUUGGGUGACUUUUUUGAGUUACAGGGUACUAAUAACGAAUACAAAGUAAGAGAUUUGGUUGGGUUUGAUUUCUUUCCACAAACAAAACAUGUCGAGACCGUUGCAGUAAUCGAGAGAAUUGGCUAAUUUGGUCGAGCACUUGAUGAAGAAUGAACCAAGAAAAUAUUACACCGUACCAGUCCAUUGUUGCCUCAAAUAUGAUUCCAUUAUGCAUUAUUCUUGAUCAAUUCUAGAGGAAAUCAUACAUCAUUAUAUCAUCUGCAUUAGAAAUUAUUAUAUGUGUCUAUUUCUAUAACUUAAUCUUGUAUAUAACUAUAAAUAGAACCGUAUUCAUAUCCUUGAAUAGCAAA